This is a messenger RNA of Microthlaspi erraticum, 1044 nucleotides long. Lineage: Eukaryota; Viridiplantae; Streptophyta; Magnoliopsida; Brassicales; Brassicaceae. The record is from the annotation of a GenBank genome assembly.
AUGGAUUCCCUCUAUGAUUUAAGAGAUAAGGUCUGCGACGAGCAGAACAGCUUACCAGAUGACAUGAGUGUGAGUCAAGCUUUUGACGAGACUAGUGGCAACUGUAGUCUACAUGCCGACGCAGUCAAAGUGGAGAAGGAAGAUCUUGUGGUUGCUGACCAAAAGUCUUUAAACCCUGAAGAGACUAGAAUUGACUCGGCACUUGUAGAUUUGAGUGUUGAAGAAGGUCUCACCGAAACCCAAGUAGCUGAGGAAACCACAAGGAAGAGGAAAGGGGAAUGGUCAGAUCAAGAGAAAAUUGGAAAGAAACGAGCCAUUGAUCUUAAUCAAUCUGCUGAUGCGGAUGAUGAGAGUAACGAGGUUGAAGAUGUUGUUGCUUCACCUAAAUCUGAAUCUUGUGCAGUUUUACCUAGAGAAGAAAAUGAGACGGGUAAUAAAUCUGUCGAAGAUAUGGGAAAUGCAACUGCCGAAACUGAUAACCUGAUUGAUCUUAAUCAGACAGCUGUUUCUGAGAUUUCUCCACCAAGAUCAGAAUCUUUCGCAGUUUCACUUGGAGAAGAGCUAGAAGAUGUUGAUGUUGGAAAAGAAGAUGAGAAAUCUCUCGAGGAUGUGGGAAGAGAGAAUGUUGAAUCUUGUCCAAUCUCAGCAAGUGAAAAUCUUGACAAUCCUCUUGUGGCAGCAACACAGAAAGCAAGUGAGGAAGAUUAUGUGGUGUGGUCUUGGUUACUCUGUUGUGCAAAUCGGACUUUUCAUCAGACUAACUUUAUGGGAGUUUUCUUGGGAUGUGAUGGAGCCGGUCACGUUUUUUACGACAGCGACUGGGAUUAUCGUUGGUUAUGCUUACUUCUUACUGAUUUCAAGAGACCCGACUUAUCGAGAUUUCAUGAAGCUAUUGUUUUUUCGAGGCAGAGGAAGCUGCUCAAGAGUCGCAAAAUUGAUAUUGAGAGGUUUAAGGAGCUUGAGAGGAAGUGGAAGAUGACUUCUUCGUCCUUCUUCUUGGUCUGCUUCUUACCACGCAUCGGUUCAGAAUCGUGUUGGUGUUGA